Penicillium canariense is the source of this 807-nucleotide messenger RNA. RefSeq names its product SDR family NAD(P)-dependent oxidoreductase. Bases 1 to 807 code for a protein of 268 amino acids. The transcript is spliced from 4 exons. NCBI's taxonomy places the organism in Eukaryota, Fungi, Ascomycota, Eurotiomycetes, Eurotiales, Aspergillaceae. Gene Ontology annotation, molecular function: oxidoreductase activity, acting on the CH-OH group of donors, NAD or NADP as acceptor. The record is from RefSeq and is a predicted model, not a curated record.
AUGCCUCUCCCUCAAUUACUCGUGGGCAAAGUUGCUGCCAUUACAGGUGGUCUCACCGGCAUCGGACGGGCAAUCGCCCUUGAAUACCUUCGCAAUGGAGCCAACGUCGCGAUUAGCCACCUUGGCGGCCCCAAGGAGGACGACUUGUUGGACGCGAUGCGUAAGGAAGUGAACGAGAUUGAAGCAGGGGCCUACCAAACACGAUUUAUCACAGUCACUGGUGACAUCUCACAGCCUGCCACGGGAAAGAACUUCGUUGCCAAGACAGUCGAGGCAUUUGGGCGUCUGGAUGUAUUCGUCAGUAAUGCGGGAGUGUGCCAAUUCGCAGAUUUUCUGGAGCUUGAGCCUUCCCUCCUUAAUCACACCGUUUCCACAAACCUUUCCGGCGCCUUCUUUGCUACACAAGCCGCGGCACGACAAAUGGCGCUCGCCCAAUCCCCGCCCGGGGGCUCCAUUAUUGGCAUCAGCUCAAUCUCGGCACUUGUUGGUGGUGGUGAACAGACACACUACACUCCCACCAAGGCCGGAGUACUGAGCUUGAUGCAGUCAUGUGCUGUGGCAUUGGGGAAAUAUGGAAUCCGCUGCAAUGCGCUCCUCCCUGGAACCAUUCGCACUCAACUGAAUGAUGCCGAUAUGGCUGAUCCCGAGAAGCGGUCAUACAUGGAAGGUCGCAUUCCUCUAGGCAGAUUGGGCCAGCCACCAGACUUGGCUGGGCCUGCAGUGUUCUUGGCCUGUGAGGAGUUAAGCGGUUAUGUCACGGGUGCGCAGCUAUUGGUUGAUGGUGGACUCUUUGUCAAUCUUCAGUAG